Drosophila ficusphila is the source of this 7497-nucleotide messenger RNA. RefSeq names its product ELAV-like protein 2 (gene fne). Gene Ontology annotation, cellular component: ribonucleoprotein complex. The transcript is spliced from 6 exons. Lineage: Eukaryota; Metazoa; Arthropoda; Insecta; Diptera; Drosophilidae. Bases 1849 to 2919 code for a protein of 356 amino acids. Gene Ontology annotation, molecular function: RNA binding. The record is from RefSeq and is a predicted model, not a curated record.
CACAAAAGUCUGCUGGCAGCAAUCAUCUUUAAGCCAAAUUAACUAAAAAUCUCAACAAAAUCGUUAUAAACUAUUGCAUACAACUAUCAUCAAACUUUUCCGAUAUUCAAUUUUUGUGUUAUUGACUGAUACAAAGAAAAAGACCAACUUCGUUAAGGAAAAGCAAUUCUCUCACACAGCAAAGUAUAUUAUAAAAUUAAUAAACGAGUAUAAAGUAAUUCAUUUUUAUUAAAACAUCAAUUUGUUUUGGGUAAAUGUGCGCUAGUUAGAAUCAUAUAUAUAUACACGUAUAUAUACAUAGUCGAAUAACAUUUGAAUACCUUCGUCGGUGAGUGUCUAGCCAAUCAAUCUAUAGCCUAUAGGAACCAUAUAUACCACAAGGUUUUAUACUGAAUUUAUAGAAUUUUGGGUAAAGGGCGCAGUGCGCAUUCAAAGCCCCAUCAAAGCAUCAAACACCAAACUCAAAUAAAACAUAACAAAAAUACCAUAAGCAAGUGUUUUUUUGUCGCAAAUAAAUAAAUUUACAUAUUUACACAUAAAUGAAGGAAGUUAAGCAAAAGUAAUAUUAAAAUGAAGACUUAAAUUUCUCAAAGAAAUAAAUAUUUAUACAAGAACAAGCGAAGAUUAAGAACAAGCAGAAAAAAAAACGGACUUCCAACGAUUUCAAAAUACGACGAAAUAUUUUUAGAGCAAAGGCCCUGCAACAAACUAUGAUAACAAAAAUUAUGCAAAUCGGUUAACAAAAUAUUUGCCAAAUCUAUGAAUCAAAAACAAAAAACUUUAAACGGAAUAAACGCAAACUUAAUGAGAAAUCCAACGGCGAGCUACAAGAAUUUAUACUAAAACAAGGAAAGGACGAAAUAAAGGAGAAGGACAAGUGCAAAGACGGAUUUAGGGGAAAAGAGUGGGGAAACGAGGUCAACGGAGAUCAGCUGAAAAGUGAUAUUUUAUAAAACCGAAAAUAUCAGUUAAGGACAACGACUUAUAAGAUUGAGUGAAAACGAGCGAGCAAUCGAACAGCCAUCAUUUAUCAGAAAAAAAGACACGGAUCACCGGAAAAGAGGGAGAUUUUUUAACUGCAGACGGAAAAGCAAGGAAAAAGGAGUCGAAAAUAAAACGGAGGGGAAGUCAACAAAAACCAAACACCACCAAAUAAAACCAACUACUAUUAAUUUAAAGCAAACAUAAACGAAUAAUCAUAUUCAAGCGGUAUAUAUAUACAAGAGGAUAACGGAUAACACAACUAACUAUAUAUAUACGAUAUAUGAAUGUAUAUUUGAAAACCAAAGCUAAGUUCCAGUCAAAGAAAAACAAAAAACCAGCGCAAAUUUAGUAAAAGUAUAAUAAAAGGAAAAACCAAAUUAUUGCUAUCUUUUUGCAUUUUUGCAAUUUUAUAAAAAGUAUAACAAAGAAAAGGAAAAAGAAAACCCAAAAACUACAACUAAAGAUCAUAAUAAACUUUAACAUUCGGAGAAGCAAAAAAAAAAGAACAAGUAAACACAUUUAGCAAAAUUUACUCUUUUAUCUAAACGAAAACAAAAACAAAAAAACAAAAAGAUCAAAGUAAAAUUUAAUUCAAGCAUAAAUUAAAUUUUAAACGUUUUAGACAGAGAACGCUCUAAACUUAAAAAGCAAAUACAUUUUUUUCGCGAUCGUAGUUGAUCUAAAACCCCCAACAAAUCGAAACAAAAAUCAGCGGCAAAUAAAAAACCAAAAAAGAAUUCAAGCGGGACUUGUGCAAAGCGCAAUCGCAUAUAAAACAAAAGGUUAAAAAAGCCCCCGAAUCAAGCAACCGAGCAGUGAGAUUAACUACUAACCGAAAGGACUUAACCAGGAGCAAGGAUCAGGAUGACCAACGCCAUGGACAUCGUGAAGAACGGCAGUGCCAACGGCUCCGUCGACGGCAGCAAUGAUGAGUCGCGCACCAAUUUGAUCGUCAACUAUCUGCCGCAAACCAUGACGCAGGAGGAGAUGCGAUCGCUCUUCUCCAGCAUCGGUGAGCUCGAGAGUUGCAAACUGGUGCGUGAUAAAGUCUCAGGUAAUUUGGUCUUGCCAGCAUCGUUGACCGCUCUCAACCCGGCACUGCAGCAAGGUCAGAGUCUGGGCUAUGGCUUUGUUAAUUACGUUCGGGCCGAGGAUGCUGAGAAGGCUGUGAACACCCUGAACGGUCUGCGUUUGCAGAAUAAGGUUAUUAAAGUAUCAUACGCCCGUCCAAGCUCAGAAUCUAUUAAGGGUGCUAAUUUAUAUGUAUCGGGUCUUCCGAAAAAUCUAUCACAACCAGACUUGGAGGGGAUGUUUGCUUCGUUCGGCAAAAUAAUUACUUCUCGUAUACUCUGUGAUAAUAUUUCUGGUCUAUCAAAGGGCGUCGGUUUUAUCCGUUUCGAUCAGCGCAACGAAGCCGAGCGGGCCAUCCAGGAGCUAAAUGGCAAGACACCGAAGGGUUAUGCCGAACCGAUCACCGUCAAGUUCGCCAAUAAUCCCAGCAAUAGCGCCAAGGCCCAGAUCGCCCCGCCCCUUACCGCCUACUUAACCCCACAGGCGGCAGCGGCCACCCGACGUUUGGCCGGAGCUCUGCCCUCCGCCGGUCGCAUAAGGUACUCACCGCUGGCCGGAGACCUGUUGGCCAACUCGAUUUUGCCGGGGAACGCAAUGACCGGAUCGGGCUGGUGUAUAUUCGUAUAUAAUCUGGCUCCCGAGACCGAGGAGAAUGUGCUGUGGCAGCUGUUUGGACCCUUCGGGGCCGUGCAAUCGGUGAAGGUGAUCAGGGAUCUGCAGACCAGCAAGUGCAAGGGAUUCGGAUUCGUGACAAUGACCAACUACGACGAGGCCGUGGUGGCCAUCCAAUCGCUCAAUGGAUAUACCCUGGGCAAUCGGGUGCUCCAGGUCAGCUUUAAGACUAACAAGACCAAGACCACUUAGGCGAACGCGCCAUCCUGGGCUCGACCUCUCCAAUACUCCAUGAUCUGUUUGAUUUGACGAACCUAGACUAUAGAUAUCGAUCCGAUGUGACAGCGUAGUCGAAAUUGCGAACAAAAACAAAAAUUAGCGCGAGUUUAUGAUCUCUAUCAUUUGAUUUGUACGCUAAACGAAAUUAUUAUGAUUGUAAUUCUAACGAAAUCUUAGUGAAAAUUGAUUUAUUUCCAUCUGUAUAAUUUAAUUCUAUUAACUCUAAACCAAGAAACCAAAACAAAAACAAAAAAACAAAACAAAGCUUGAAUGAGGCAACCAAAAAACACAACACAGAAACUAAGGCAAACUUUAGAAAAAAAUGAUGAACAAGACGACAAACUGUCUAUAAAUUGACAAAAUGGGAAAUAUGAGAUGGUAUUAAGGUCAAAGGGAAAAACCAAAACCAAACAAAAAACGAAAAAUUAAAAAACCUCAAAAAUAUGAAUGAGAAAUGAAAAAUGAUGAAAAAAUGAUCUAAGUCGCAAUAUAUAGUAACUAUUUUUUUUUAAAACUUAUGUAUAUGUAAUUCAAUUCGAUUAUAUUCAAUUAAACAGAGUAUUUAAACAAGCUAACCAAAUGAUUUAAUGUCUACUGAUUUAAGAUUUACCAACAUUACUCUCUCAGCUUACCUAAGUACUUAUUAUAAUGAAUAUGCAUAAAUAUAUUGUAUUGUAUUGUAUUUUGUGUUCGUUUUGCAACCUUACCUUACAUUACAUUACAUUACAUUAAUUCUAGUGCUAUUCAGCUCUUAUAUUUAAUUCGAUUCGCCUUGAUUUACACUCGAAGACGAAACGAUAAUCGAAAAUCGAAGAUAAAGCCGCGAUAUAUCCUACAAACGUAACAACAACAAUGACCCCAGCACGUACACACUCACUCGUAACCAUUAUUAUAUAUAUGUAACCAGAUUUAAUUACCUUUUUUUCGUCGUCUAAGAUUCGUAUUCGUAUUCGUCAAGUGCAAACCAAAGUAAAUGAAACCAAGAAAACUUAUUAUAUUAUAUUACAUUAUAUAUUAUUACGCCUACUUAUUAUUCCAUUUUUAUAAUUAUUAUAACUUAUUGAAUGCAACCAAGCGAAACCAAACAAAACCAAACAAAAAAAACAUAACUACAACUAAAAAUAUAUAUUUAUUAUUAAAUAAAUGUGUGACUUAUUCCAAAAACUAUGCAAAAAAAAAAAAAAAAAAAAACACAAAAACUAAACACAAAAAUUUGUUUUCUUAUUUUUCUCCAAUAUCCACACAAACACCUAAACUAGAGCUGGCAAAACUUUGAUAGAUCAAUAGGUAGUAUCGAUUUUUUCUGCAAUCGCAAGAAAAGUUCUCACAAACCAAUGCUUCGAUAUGUUAAUUUUUUCCAAAUCGAUGGUUAGUUGAAUUUUCAAAACACUAAUAAACAAUCACCUUUCGAUAAUUUCGAUGUUUUCGAUAUCACUAUUAUAUUUUGUCGAUGUUUUGCCAGCUUUAACCUGUACCCACCUGAAAAUUGGCAAUAUUGCAGGCAAAACGCUUUCACAGUUGAAGUGAUCAUUGAAUAUUUGGAUUGGAUUGAAGAUAUAUCGAAUAUGGUCAGCUAAAAUCGGAACUUCAGCCGUGCAAGUCGCUUCACACAACAAACAACAAACACCAAACACACAACAACAGCACUCGCAUUUAAACAGAGAUAUUUAAAAUACGAACUAAGUUUAAACGCUCUUUGAAGUAUAACUAAGUUUUAACUAAGUUUUACGCCUAUAUAAAUAGAAAUCUAACUCCACACGAACUAUAUGUACGCGCAUCUAUAUAAAUUCAGACAAAUAGAUUGUUUAUUCGAUUUUCCAAUCCGAUACUCUUGUUUCCAAAUCAAAAUCCAAAUACAAAUCCAAGAUCAUUUAGUAGAGUCCACCAACAAUCAAUGUGUGUCUGUAGUUUAACUGAUGACGAGAAAAAACGAGUGGAUUGAAGAACAUUUUUUAAGAAGCAAACAUUUUUUUGGUGUACUUAGGGCUUAAGGGUCAGGCCACAUCUACAUGGCAAUCGGCCAUGAGGCGAAAAACACAAAAAAUAAUAAUAAAUACAACAAAAUGAAAAUGAAGAAGAAUAUACUUUAAACUAGGAAAAACCAAGUAAAACAAAAGAAGAAACUCAAGCUAAGAGGAAGUUGCGAGCGCAAGUUGAAAACACCAAAUUUUUAAAUAUAUAAUAUAAAUGAUGUAAAAUUUUUUAAACAAAGAUUUAUAGUAAAAUUUAUUAAAUUAUAUAUAUAUAUAUACACAUAUAUAUAUAUUAAGUAUGUAUAACGAUAUAUACAAAAUACACAAGGAUAAGAGAAUCAAGAGAAACCACUAUGGAAUCGCAAAAUUCAAUGGAAUAUGAGCAAGAUAAAAUGUGAAAUACAUUAAAAAAAUACCUAAAAUUACCUAAAAACGAAAAAUCAGCAGAAGACCGGAAGUCCUCGAAAGCAAACUGCUUGCAAAGAGUGCGCCCCGUUUACGGGCGGUGAAAGCAAGCAGUGAACCCCGCUGGGACUUGCCAAAAAGAGAUAAACAAACAAAUGAUCUUCAACCGACAGCUGAUUCGUUUUCCACUUCCCGGCGACUAGUUAACCUAUUCAAUACUCAAUAUGGCAUAUGGAAUAAUCAAGUAAUCAAGUAAUAUCCGCAAAAUAACCGCCGCAACGCUGCUGCGCAGGCGCGUGUGUCAUUCACAAAAGCAAUAUGGAGAUGUGGCGCGAGUUGGCUGUUUUGGCCCAUGCUGACUUACUAUAUAUAUACAUAUAUAUCGGACGGAGGGAGGCGAACGGAACGCAGUUGUACAAAUCGCAACUCAGCGACUCGGUCACAUUCAUUCACGGCACCUAUGCCGCCACUUACAAUUUACGAUUUACCCGAAAAAAACAAAAAAAAAAAAAAAAUAAAUAAAACACACACACACACACCCAUAUUAACCAAAGCAUAUUAGUUUUAAAACAGCUAAUGCAGCAAAACAAAAAACGAAAAACAGAAAUACGCAAAUUCACACACCAAUCAGUUGGCGGAGGUUCUUCGAUAUUAAUUUUAGUGAAAAAAAAGAAAAACAGCAGAAUGCUAAACUAAAAACUGAACCCAACAAUGAAAAUCAUCAACUAAGCAUGAAAUGCAUUUAAAAAUUAAAUACAACAAAUACAUAUUUAUAUAUAUAUAGAUGUACAUGUCUAUUUGUAUGGCCAGGAUAGUGAAAAAUAUGAAAUUAUAUAGCCCCGAUAACAGAAUUGAGAAAACCGUAACAGAGCAACACCAAAAACGAAGAAUUUGAACGUAAAAAAUAAACCGAAACAAAAUCAACUCGAAAGUGAAAGUGAAGCGACUUAGCAACGCCUCCCGAAGCUACACCCGAAAAUCAACUUCCAACAUUUUUAUUGAUAUACACUAAAAUCUAGAGACGUAAGGCGAUUUCAUCGAUACCAAAAUCUAAGCUAAGACGAAAUUGCAUGCAAGUUAAGCGAAUACGAAACUUCAAUUUAGUGUGUAAGCAUCAAGAAAAAUGCGACAAAAUAAGCAAAUUACUGAAAUAAGGGAAAACCAGGCCAAAAGCGGUGAAAGCCGGAAAUGAAAUAAAAAAGAAAUAGUCGCCUGAGGCAAAGGACACGGUAAGCAGUGCACGCAUGACACCAAAAGCAGUGCGGCACAAGCAGUCGAUGACUUUUUACAAGCAGUUGGCAGAGAUAAAAUUGCUUUAGAUAUUAAACGGAAAAAACAAUGUUAAAUGAUUUGCAAAAUUCGAUUAAUUAUUUAAAAAAUGAACUACUAUAAGAGACGACAAAAAAUAUACGUAGCCGCUUUGUCAGACGGAACGCGCCCAAACCAAUCUAACUAACUAAGUAAUAAAAACAAAAAAACAAAUAAAACAAAAAAUAAUUGCAAAAAUAUUUAAAUCAAUUUUGUGCAUAACAAAAUCGAUUACCGUUAUGCAUAUAUAUACAUAUAUGUAAGCCAACUAUAUAUAUAUGUGUGUGUACAAGAACAAGAUCACGAAUCAAAAAAAAAAAAAAAAAAAAUCAGAACUCCACUUCAAACUUAAUUAAUUAUUAUCCAUUUGAUUGUGUAUGCUAAUUAUUAUUGUCUAUAGCGUAUCAAACAAAUAUAUUUAUAUAUACUUUUCGUGCAAAUCCAAGGGCAAGACCUACGUACGCAUUACCCUUCGAUCGUACUUAUCCAAUUAGUUAACCAUAUACCGCAUACCCAUGUAUUUAUCUUACUUUAAAUAUACUUACUUACUCACAUUUCGAUAUUGUAUUCGUAGCCCCUGAGUAGAACUAUUUAUUCAAUUUAUUUGUACACCCAAGUCACAAAAUCCACAACCCAAAACCGCCCAGCAGCUAAAAAAAAUGCUCUUACCUAAGGUAUUGCAUUACUUAAGAAAUUUAUAAGGGGCCUGCAUGAAUCUGGAUAUGUUUAACCUAUACAAGUUUUUACAGAAAUAAAUUUUUAAUAAAAUUUUUCAUAAAAACGAUUUAAAAUAUUCGUAAUGCGUGGAAUUAUUUAACCACCUUCAUUUCAUUGUUUUAAAUAAAGUGAAAAUAUUCUAUACCAA